UCUGUUCAACUUCCAAGAAGAAGCAACUUCCUUAUUAGUUUCUUCCACAUUAGACCUUGUUUAUGUAGUACACCUUGUUUGUAUAUAUAAUUCAAUGGUGUUUUGUUAUUGUUAUUAUGUUCCUUAAUUUUAUAUUAAUUACCUUAGCUUAUAGAAGAAUUUAACAAUUUUCUUUGAGAAAAAUGGCUACUAGCAGCAUCAUCUCAACAAUGAAGGAUCAUGAAGGAGUAGAGAUAGUUUAUGGCACGGAAGAGUGUCAUCGCCACUCGAUCGAGCUCUUGGAAGAGCUUGGUUUCCCAAAGGGUGUUCUUCCAUUGAAGGACCUUGUGGAGUGUGGCAGAGUCAAGGAAACAGGUUUCGUGUGGAUGAAGCUAAAGGCGCCAUACGAGCAUUACUUUGAGAAGACAAACACAAAGGUGAGCUAUGCUGCCGAGGUGACCGGAUAUGUUGAGAAGCUAAAGAUGAAGAAGAUGAGUGGGAUCAAGAGCAAGCAGAUGAUGAUUUGGGUGCCAAUAUCUGAGAUGAGCAUGGAGGAUCCUAAAGGGAAGAAGAUUACAUUUAAGACUCCUAUGGGGAUAGGAAGGUCUUUUCCUGUUACUUCUUUCAUGACUCAAGAGGAAGAGGAGAAGUACCUCCUUGAGUUGAAGGAGAAUCAGAUUAAAGAAAUAUAAUUGAACUAGCUUGAAUUAUAUGUCAAGUUCAUGAUGAUUUAUGAAUAAUUGGCAACUAGAUUAUGUUGUGGUCUGUUUUUUGUUUGAACUGUUGGAUGUGGCAUUUACUUAUUUCUUGUAUAACAUAUACUUUGUUACAGAAACAAAAGAUAAAGAAUAAAAAAUAAAAAAAUCAAUGUUUUAUGAUUUCAAUUUUACCAAA
This is a messenger RNA of Arachis stenosperma, 873 nucleotides long. RefSeq lists its product as uncharacterized. The transcript has a single exon. NCBI's taxonomy places the organism in Eukaryota, Viridiplantae, Streptophyta, Magnoliopsida, Fabales, Fabaceae. The coding region runs from base 183 to 671 and encodes 162 amino acids. The record is from RefSeq and is a predicted model, not a curated record.